CACGCAGCCGCCAUUUUGACUCGGAGCUUCAUUCGGAGCCUGUUUGGAAAAAAAAAGGUGUGACCUGAGGCCGGGGUGAUGUGGGACCAGGGAGGCCAGCAGCCAUGGCCCCAGUGGCCUCUGAGCCAGCAGCAGUGGAUGCAGUCCUUCCAGCAUCAGCAGGAUCCAGGUCAAGUGGACUGGGCUGCCCUGGCGCAGGCAUGGAUAGCCCAGAAAGAAUGCACAGGAGCAGAACCACAAAGCCUACAGCCUAAUGGCCAGGACAUCCCUGGCUUGGAGCCUACUACACAGAACAGUCAUGGAAACUUCCAGAGUGAAACAUCCUUUGGUAGAGUGUGGCAACCAGAAUGGGGAAUUUCUGGCCAACCCCCACCUCCUCCACCUCCUGACCAGACCUGGAUUCCUCCAGGGUCAGGACCGAUGGAUGUGGUCAACCCCAGUGAGGACAGCAACAGCCAGGACAGUGGAGAGUUCACCUCUGAAGCCCGCCAUGGGGUUUAUCCCCAAAACAGCCAUGGGUAUGGGGCACAGCCCGACAGCUACGCCAUGGCCCCCUUGGCCAUGAACCAGUUUGAUUAUCAGCAUGGUGCUGCAUCAGCUUUUGGCCCAACAUCUGCAGGCUUUCCUUCCACUUAUUGGCAGGGACCUUUACAGAAUAGGCGGGAAAGCCGACCACCUGGGUUUAGAGACAGACCCCGCUCCCCUAUCCAACUUCCUGUCAAACAGGAAGCCCCAGCAACACUAGAUGCUAUAAAAAGACGAACGCUGCCGGCAUGGAUCCGAGAGGGCCUUGAAAAAAUGGACAGAGACAAACAGAAGAAACUGGAGCAAGAGCGAAUGGAGAAAGAACUUGAGGAAAUGGUAAACGAUGAAGACGAAGCUCAUGAUGCGGGUCAGCAAGUCGACGGGCCACGUGUUCCUCGCAAAAGCAAAUUUGACAGUGACGAUGAAGGGGACGAAGAUGACGUUGACGAUGAUGCUGAUGACAAUGAAAAGAUCUCCAAUAAACAGGAGUUUUCCAUCCAGAGCCCUUCGCCUCCUGCAGAGGACAGUGAAUCUGAAAUGACUGAGGAGGAAAAAGAGUACCAGCUGAUGAUCAUGACAAAAAUGUUGCUGACAGAAAUUCUCCUUGAGGUCACUAAUGAAGAAAUCCUGCACGUCGCUAAAGAAACUCAUCGGAAAGCCACCAGAGCUCCUGCAAAACAGCUGGCACAGUCAAGUGCACUGGCUUCUCUGACUGGUCUCAGCGGGCUUGGGGACUAUGGUUCAGACGAGAGCGAGGACGACCGCAGUGUCCGAGGGUCCGAAUCUUCCGACACGGACGAGGAGGAGUUGCGCCAUCGUAUCCGGGAGAAGCAAGACGCCUUCCGUCGCAAAGAGCGGGAAAUGCAGCAGUUACAAGAAAAGCAAGCGCAAGAGGCUUUGCUUGCACGAGAAGAAAUGUUGAAGGAGAAAGUGAGCAGAGAAAAGGGGGCUUAUGAUGAGGGCCAGUCAGAUAUCCCACAGAAACAAGAUGUGAAAGAGGGGGAGGCAGAGCCCAUGGCAGAGAGGCGUAAGUCCCGUAGCGAGAGGGAAAGCAGUGAGGGCAGGCAGUCCGUUAGGGCGAAGGAGCGAUCAGGGCGAGGCAGCAGCGAUUCCCCAGCCAAUGGUCACAGCAGCAGCUCCCGCUCCUCCUCCAGUCACAGCAGCAGCCCUUCAUCUUCCUCCUCCUCUUCCUCCACCGCAUCUUCCCGCAGUUCCUCCCCAUCCUCCUCACCGCGCCGUAAAAGACGGCGCAGCCACUCUUCCUCCCGCAAGGCUCAGCGGCGCAGUCGCAGCCACAGCUCCCACAGGCGCCGCAGUGACAAAGGCAGGGACAGGAGGAGGAGCAGCAACGAGCGCUCAGGCCACCACAGAAAUGACCGCAGCGCUUCCAGGGAGCGCAGGAGCUGCAGGAGCAGGUCCAGAGACAGGGGCAGGGCACGAGCCAGGGACAGCCACAGUCGGAGCAGAGAGAAGGGGAAAGAUCGGGAUAAAGAGAGGAAAAGGAGCAGAGAGCGCAGGGAGAGCAGUCACAGCAGCAAACACAAACUGAAAGCCACCAGCAGGGACAGGGAGAGGAGGAGGGAACGGAGCCGCAGUCACGACAAAGAUCGGAGAAAGAGAGACAGGGAAAAGGAAUCGGACAAAAGGAAAGAAAAGCCGAAGGUCAAAGAGAGAGAAAGGGAGAGGGAAAAAGGCAGCGCUGUAGUUAAAGAGGAGAACGGCAAAUCCAGGAAGAGGAGAGAGACCGACUCUUACACGGACUCCCAGAGUGACAGGUAUUCCCGGCAGGACAGCAAAACCAGCAAGAAGGGCUCUGCCAAAGCUAGCAAGAGGUGCUCAGACUCUGACUCCAGUAGGUCCCCUACCCCCGAGGUUAGCAAGGAAAAGAAAUCUAAGAAAUCCAAACGUAGUCGUUCAAGGUCGACGGAAAAACCUCACAAGUCUGGUAAGAAGGCAAGCCGCAAACACAAGUCUAAGUCACGAUCAAGGUCGGCGUCACCCUCCCGUCGCAGCAGGCGCUGAGGAGCACAGUUGGCCUCUGGAUCUGUGCACGCCCAACAAUUUCAAAUUCCAUGAGUUGAGCAGGCUUGUCUCAUUAUAGAGGCAGUGGUAUAGGUGACUCCCCCCCCCUCCGUACACUUCUCUCGCCUUUUGUAAAUAUAUCUGCUUUUUAAAGUGUGACUGAAGAACAAGACAUUUGGAAUGGUAGGACUUUCUACUUGUAUUGUUACACGACCUUCAAAUCUUGGUGGACACUUAAAAA
This is a messenger RNA of Thalassophryne amazonica, 2788 nucleotides long. It is a transcript of the gene pnisr, whose product is annotated as PNN-interacting serine/arginine-rich protein. Gene Ontology annotation, cellular component: presynaptic active zone; nuclear speck. The record is from RefSeq and is a predicted model, not a curated record. The coding region runs from base 79 to 2547 and encodes 822 amino acids. NCBI's taxonomy places the organism in Eukaryota, Metazoa, Chordata, Actinopteri, Batrachoidiformes, Batrachoididae. The transcript is spliced from 12 exons. Gene Ontology annotation, molecular function: RNA binding.